AUGGCGCAGACUGACUAUCCAAAAUCAUGGGCUGAAUUCAAAGAACAUUCUACUUAUUGGAGGAAAAAGGUCAAGAAGUUGUUUGGCGAUGGUUUGAGCCACAUAAAGUAUUUGCCAAAGUUACGCGUUAACGGUGAAGACAAGUACAAUGUUAUAUUGGCUAUGGGUUCUGUCAACACGUCCGGUUCAGCGCUUAAUACCAUUGUUUACGGUGAAUUGUACAAACACGAAAAAAUUCUACUUGAACCGUUGCUGUUGGCCGACAACUUUGGACCUUCCACCGACGGUCGACCAUCGGCCGAACUUCAGAUGCAUUAUGAACGGAUGAGAGGACAAGUUGGGAACGGAGUCACAAACUUUGAUGUUGACAUGGCUUCUGGAAAAGUGUUCGUUUCAACAGCUUCGAAAUUGUACAAAUAUGAAGUAAGUUCUCAUUAUCGUAGUAGCAUAGUUUAGGGAGGACAACUAACCCAAUUGUGUGGAUGGACUGACGUUGAGCCAUUAAAUUUUCAAUACGCUCCUAUAGAUUCCCGAUAUGUUGCAUUUACUUCUCAUGGCAGAUUCUUCAUUGAUAGGUAUGUUGCAUCUCUAUAAAUUAACAUAUAUUUUAAGAGAUGGAGAACACGCAUUUAGUACCCCUGAAGAAGGCGAUAGCUUUAUAUCUAGGGGUACGCCAUCUUUUGUUGUUCAAGAAGAGUUAGAACGAGACAAGGGAUUCUGGUGGAAUCCACGAGAAAUUCAACUAGUCUACGAGAAGGUCGAUGAAGAAAAUGUGACGACCUUAAACUUUGCUGUCCCGGGUAAAGCGCCAUCUAGUCCAAUGAGGUAUCCUCGCGUGGGUCAGCCCAACCCUCGAUCAGCGUUACAUUUAGUCACGUUAGAUAAAAGAACGGGUACGUUCGAGGACAAUCCUUUAUUGGUGGCUUUGGACGAUAUUGUGUCAUGUGCUGAGUACUUGUCAAGAGUCAAUUGGGAUGCCGAAGGCAAGAUGUACGUUAGUUUGUUUAUUAUAUAUAUGCUUUUUUAGGAUAUACUUGAGCCUUUUGAAUCGCUUUCAAAAGAAGUUGACUGUAGUAGGAUUGGGUAGAGAGUGCUUUUCGUCUACUAAUAACAUUGAUAACUUGCUAUUAUUUAUUGUCAGAGAAGAGGAAUCACCAGUAUGGGUUAACGUAAGCUUAAAAUUUGUUUUGGGGAAGUUCUAUGUUAGUUUAGAGUCAAAUAAAGUUAUUUUAGCACAACAAUUUAACCUAUGUCUUGCCGUUCCAAGAUCCAAAAGCUGUGUUAAUGAUAUAUGGAUCUGAGAAGGAUGAUAAAUGUCAUCUUUACUAUUCUGAAAACGUGAUCGAUGGUAAGUUAUGGCAUCUUCUAAAGUUAUUGUUUAGGAGAGAGCUCUACUAUGCGUGACAGACGUAUUACAAGUGGCAAAUGGACUGUAGUCAAGGACGUGCCUGUUGUUGUUGACGUUAAAAGAAUGCAGAUAUACUUCUUAGCUACUUAUUCUUCUGUUUUUCGGAAUCAGUUGUAAGGUUUGCUGCUUUAAUGAUAAAACAAGUUUUGUAUGUUAAUAUUUGGAUGAAAUAGGAUUAAUUAACAACAGCUUUACAGUAUGUUUUAGAUGUGUCUGUAAAGUGCAGAAGAAUGCGGAACCAAAGCCACUUACUCCACCUGAUUUGUGCUACAAGUAAGUUAAUAUUCGAUGUUAAUGGAGAGUUUAGGUACGACCGUUGUGACACAGAGUUGUCUUUAUGGCCAGAUAUUGGUUUUGUUUGUUGGCUGAGUAACGUGUCCAAAACUCCUGAGUGCAGAUUCUAUGAACUGAUGCACCCUCAAGACGGCGGAUUGCCUUCAGCUGUUAUGAGACACACAUUCUCCAUCGAUCACCCGACCUCUCCGAACAGUAGCAAUGUAUCUGAUGACUGUCUCAACCCAAUGUCACCAUCUGCCAUGUCAAUUGAUCGCCCAAUUUCACCUCCGAUCAACCAACUCUACCAUCACGAGUUCUCCAAAACUAAACUGCCUUGUGGAGAGACAGCUUUCAGUCUUGUCUUUACACCAGCCAACUCUCCAGGGCCAUUUCCUGUGGUACAUUAUGUUUAUGCGGGUCCAGGGUUACAGAUUGUGAAAGACAGCUGGUUAACGUAAGUUUGGUGUACCAUAAUUUUUGUAAUUGUUUCAGAGUUUCACAGUUUUUGAAGUUUGUCGCCGCUGGGUAUGCUGUGGUUCUGAUUGACGGUAGAGGGUCUUCAAACAGAGGAAUCAAGUUUGAAAGUUAUAUCAAGAGCCAACUCGUAAGUUUAGUAUUCUCAGUUUCACAAUUUAUGCUUAAACAAAGUGUAUAAUAGUUUUAAAAUUUUCUUUUUCAGGGAGAAACAGAAGUUGCUGACCAAGUUUUUGUCCUCAAAAAGUUGGCUCUGAGGAACACGUUCUUGGAUAUGAACCGGGUUGUGGUUACGGGUUGGUCGUACGGUGGAUACAUGGCCUUACGGAUGCUAGCGCUACAUCCAGAUGUAUACAAAUGUGCCUGCGCCGGUGGUGCUGUAGUAGAUUGGAAGCUAUAUGACACUUGUUACACCGAACGAUACAUGGAGUUUGACUAUGACUCCAAGUACUGGAACGCCAAUAUUAUGUCUAUCUCGGACAAGCUACCAGAAGAGUAGGUUUCUAACCAAAGAAUCGAUGCUUUUACUUUCUUUCCAUUGUAAUACGUUAUUUUAGGCCAAACCGUCUUUUAAUUGUCCACGGGUUAAUCGAUGAAAACGUACAUUUUGCUCACACUGAAAAACUUAUUCAACUUCUGAUUGCCGCAGGAAAACCUCAUCAACUACUCGUAAGUCGAUGUCGCCUCUGUUUGUAGUGAUAACUGUUUUCAGCUAUUCCCGAACGAAAGACACGGAGUAAGGAAAGCCGAUGCUGUAGAAUACCUCCAUUCAAACAUGUUAAACUUCUUCCACAAUGCCUUGUGUUUAGUCUAA
This is a messenger RNA of Bursaphelenchus okinawaensis, 2972 nucleotides long. The record is from the annotation of a GenBank genome assembly. Lineage: Eukaryota; Metazoa; Nematoda; Chromadorea; Rhabditida; Aphelenchoididae.